AUGGGUGCGGUGCCGGACGCGACGCGAUCGGCGUUUGCUGAGUCAAUGGGAGAAAACAAGGAGCCAACAACGUCGUCUGCAGUCGACUCUAGGAAGCGAAAAGCCGCUGGAGAACCCACAACACCCAAGAAGACACCUCGUGCUAAGAAGUCAAAGUCUUCUGACAAAAGUAUUGCUACUCCGCUCAUAUCGGAUGUCUCCAUUCCGCCUCCCCCACCGCCCUUGCAGAAUGUGCCAGAGGAGGAAACCCUUGUUCCUGCAGUAUUGACAUUCUCGUUUGAGGAGGCUAAAGUGCAUCUCAUUCGCGCCGAUCACCGCUUUGAAGAUAUAUUCGCAAAGCUCAAAUGUAAGCCUUUUGAGUACCUUGAACAGGUUCAUCCAUUCCGGGCGCUGGUACAGUCCAUUCUUGGUCAGCAAAUUUCAUGGUUGGCGGCCCGAUCAAUCAACCAUAGGUUUGUUCGGUUGUAUGAUCCCUCCUUACCUGAAAAGCCAGCGGAUUAUUCUGCAUCCAAAUCUCCAACAUCUUUUUUCCCUGCCCCUUAUCAAGUUGCCAAUACGGAUAUCGUAACACUCAAGUCUGCUGGUCUCAGUACACGCAAAGCCGAGUAUGUAAAAGACCUUGCUGCGCGAUUUGCAGAUGGGAGGCUUUCAACAGAAAAACUGCUCGCCGCAGAUGAUAAAACCCUCGCCGAAAUGCUUAUAGAAGUGCGAGGGAUCGGACAGGGUGACCUCGGUGUCCAGCGAGGAAUGUUGCGCUGGUUCCUCUCGCGCCACUCGUCUAAGCACACGUUUACGCUUUCACCGCAUAAAUUGAGCGAUGGCGAACCCAACGCUGAUAAAUCAGAACAGACAAGUACUGGCAUAAUGGGACCGCCACCUACAACACCUGGACCGAAGAUAACCACUGGUUCUCAACUGACAGGAGAUGAUAAUGAUGCGUUGCCGACAUCAUCUGAAUCUCAAUCGCAGACUCCCGCACAAGUUGGCCCCGCAGAUCAGUCGUCAAAUCUCUUCCCGAAGGCCUUGAGCGUAGCAAAUUUAAAAGCAAGGCUUGAAGGAAAGAAGAUCAAAGACUUCCGAAGAGGAGCGUUCCUCACUCCGAAAGAAAUGGAAGAUUUGGCCGCGUCUUGGGCGCCGUAUCGAAGUUUAGGUGUUUACUAUAUGUGGGCUCUAUCAGAGGAGAAGAACUAG
Suillus paluster is the source of this 1191-nucleotide messenger RNA. Its product is annotated as DNA glycosylase. NCBI's taxonomy places the organism in Eukaryota, Fungi, Basidiomycota, Agaricomycetes, Boletales, Suillaceae. Gene Ontology annotation, molecular function: DNA-3-methyladenine glycosylase activity; DNA-7-methylguanine glycosylase activity; alkylated DNA binding. Gene Ontology annotation, cellular component: protein-DNA complex; nucleus. Gene Ontology annotation, biological process: base-excision repair; DNA alkylation repair; base-excision repair, AP site formation. The coding region runs from base 1 to 1191 and encodes 396 amino acids. The record is from RefSeq and is a predicted model, not a curated record. The transcript is spliced from 9 exons.